AGCAAAGAAUGAAGCCAAAAACGAUGCCCUGUCGAUGAUAAUCAAAUCUUUGAAGAACCUGGCAUCUCGAGUACCAGGACAAGAGGAAACAGUGAAGAAUUUAGAGAUAUUUAGGUUAAAAAUGAUUCUUAGGUUAUUGCAGAUUUCAUCUUUUAAUGGGAAAAUGAAUGCACUAAAUGAAGUAAACAAGGUGAUUUCGAGUGUUUCCUACUACACACAUCGUCAUGGCAAUCCUGAAGAGGAAGAGUGGUUGACGGCAGAACGCAUGGCGGAAUGGAUUCAGCAGAACAACAUUUUGUCUAUUGUGCUGCGAGACAGCCUUCAUCAGCCACAGUAUGUGGAGAAACUGGAGAAGAUCCUGCGAUUGUCAUCAAAGAAAAAGCCCUAACGCUUCAGGACUUGGAUAACAUCUGGGCUGCUCAGGCUGGGAAACAUGAGGCUAUUGUCAAGAAUGUUCAUGAUCUCCUUGCAAAGCUGGCGUGGGAUUUCUCACCUGAACAGCUGGACCAUCUCUUCGACUGCUUCAAGGAAAGUUGGACUAAUGCGAGUAAAAAGCAAAGGGAGAAGUUACUGGAAUUGAUUCGUCGACUGGCGGAAGAUGACAAGGAUGGUGUGAUGGCUCACAAAGUGCUCAACCUCCUAUGGAAUCUGGCCCAUAGUGAUGAUGUUCCUGUGGAUAUCAUGGACCAGGCUCUUAGUGCUCAUAUCAAGAUUUUGGACUAUAGCUGCUCCCAGGACAGGGACACACAAAAGAUGCAGUGGAUAGACCGAUUCAUAGAAGAAUUAAGAACUAAUGACAAAUGGGUUAUUCCUGCGCUGAAGCAAAUAAGGGAGAUCUGUAGCCUUUUUGGAGAAGCCCCACAGAAUUUAAGUCAAACCCAGCGGAGCCCACAUGUCUUCUAUCGACAUGAUCUAAUCAACCAACUACAGCAUAACCAUGCACUGGUUACUCUUGUAGCAGAGAACCUGUCUGCAUACAUGGAGAAUAUGAGGCAGUUCUCAAAAGAGCACACCGACUUUGAUCCUCAGACAGUUCGGCCAGGAAGUCGAUAUAGUCAUGUUCAAGAGGUCCAGGAGCGGCUUAAUUUCUUAAGGUUUUUGCUGAAGGAUGGGCAGCUCUGGCUGUGCGCUCCCCAGGCUAAGCAGAUCUGGAAGUGCCUGGCAGAAAAUGCCGUGUUCUUGUGUGAUCGGGAGGCCUGCUUCAAAUGGUACUCCAAACUGAUGGGGGAUGAACCCGACCUUGACCCUGACAUCAACAAGGACUUCUUUGAGAACAAUGUGCUGCAACUCGACCCCUCACUGCUGACGGAGAACGGGAUGAAAUGCUUUGAGCGAUUUUUCAAGGCUGUCAAUUGCAGGGAGGGCAAACUGGUUGCAAAACGGCGGGCGUAUAUGAUGGAUGACUUGGAGCUUAUAGGGCUGGAUUACCUGUGGAGGGUUGUGAUUCAAGGAAGCGAUGAUAUUGCUAGUCGAGCAAUUGACUUGCUUAAAGAGAUUUAUACAAACCUUGGACCAAAAUUGCAAGCCAAUCAGGUUGAGAUACAUGAGGAUUUUAUUCAAUCUUGCUUUGACCGGCUCAAAGCCUCCUAUGACACUCUGUGUGUGCUGGACGGAGAUAAAGACAGCAUUAACUGCGCCAGGCAGGAAGCCAUUCGCAUGGUGAGAGUACUGACUGUGCUCAGGGAGUAUAUAACAGAGUGUGACAGCGACUACCAUGAGGAAAGGACCAUCCUGCCCAUGUCUAGGGCUUUCAGAGGAAAGCAUAUCACACUAGUUGUGCGUUUUCCAAACCAAGGCCGACAGGUUGAUGAUCUGGACAUUUGGUCGCAUACCAAUGACACCAUUGGUUCUGUGCGACGCUGCAUCCUAAACCGGAUAAAGGCAAACAGCACACACACAAAGAUUGAACUCUUCAUCGGAGGAGAGAUCAUUGACCCAGCAGAUGACAGGAAGCUAAUUGGGCAGCUAAACCUCAAGGACAAAACACUCAUCACAGCCAAGCUCACCCAGGUCAGCGCCAACAUGCCUUCCAGUCCAGACAGCUCCUCAGACUCCUCCACUGGUUCCCCUGGGAAUCAUGGCAAUCACUACAGUGAUGGGCCAAACCCUGAAGUAGAGGGCUGUCUUCCUGGCGUGAUAAUGUCUCUACACGUGCGCUACAUCUCCUUCCUUUGGCAAGUUGCGGACCUGGGCUGUAAUCUCAACAUGCCUCUCCUACGGGAUGGCGCUCGUGUCCUAAUGAAGCUCAUGCCUCCAGAUAAUGCCACAGUGGAAAACCUGCGAGCCAUCUGUCUGGAUCAUGCCAAACUUGGUGAAAACAGCCUUAGCCCCACGUUGGACUCGCGCUUCUUUGGGCCGUCACCGUCUCAAGUGCUUUACCUGAUAGAGGUGGUGUAUGCAUUGCUCAUGCCUGCCAGUGGGACGUUGGGUGAGGAUGCUAGCGACUUCCAAUACAACUUCUUGAAGAGUGGUGGCCUGCCCCUGGUUUUGAGCAUGCUCACCAGAAAUAACUUCCUGCCAAAUGCUGACAUGGAGACCCGGCGGGGAGCUUAUCUCAACGCACUUAAAAUAGCCAAACUGCUGCUUACAGCUGUAGGCUUUGGCCAUGUGAAGUCUGUAGCGGAGGCCUGCCAGCCUGUGGUGGAGGGGACUAUCCCUGUGUCGCCUAUCAACCAGACCACACAUGACCAGGCUCUAGUGCUCCAGAACGCCUUGCAGAAUAUCCCCAACCCCUCUGCCGAGUGCAUGCUGCGCAAUGUGGCCAUCCGCCUCGCCCAGCAGAUCUCAGAUGAGAAUUUCUUCCAGGCCUCCAAAUACAUCCCAGAUAUCUGUGUAAUUCGAGCAGUUCAGAAGAUAGUCUGGGCUUCUGGUUGUGGUUCGGUUCAGCAUGUCUUCAGUUCUAAUGAGGAGAUCAGCAAGAUCUACGAGAAGACCAAUGCUGGCAAUGAGCCGGAUGCAGAAGAUGAGCAGGUGUGCUGUGAAGCUCUGGAGGUCAUGACCCUGUGUUUCGCUCUUAUGCCCACUGCACUAGAUGCACUUAGCAAAGAAAAGGCCUGGCAGACCUUCAUUAUAGAUCUGCUGCUGCACUGCCAGAGCAAGUCUGUUCGUCAAAUGGCUCAAGAGCAGUUUUUCCUCAUGGCCACUCGAUGUUGCAUGGGUCAUAGGCCUCUCCUGUUCUUCAUCACCCUCCUCUUCACAGUUUUAGGUAGCACUGCAAAAGAGCGAGCUAAGCACGCUGCUGAUUACUUCACUCUUCUAAGGCACUUACUCAACUAUGCAUAUAACAGCAACAUAAAUCUUCCGAACGCUGAAGUUCUCUUAAACAAUGAGAUUGACUGGCUAAAGCGCAUCCGGGAUGAAGUGAAAAGGACCGGGGAGCCUGGGGUUGAGGAGACCAUUUUGGAAGGUCAUAUUGGUGUCACCAAAGAGCUACUGGCUUUCCAGACCCCAGAAAAGAAGUUCUACAUUGGCUGUGAAAAAGGAGGUGCUAGUCUCAUCAAGGAGUUAAUGGAUGACUUCCUGUUCCCAGCAUCUAAUGUGUACUUGCAGUAUAUGAAGAGUGGAGAAUUUCCCACUGAGCAGGCCAUACCUGUGUGUAGCACCCCUGCCACCAUUAAUGCUGGCUUUGAGCUUUUGGUUGCACUUGCCAUCGGAUGUGUGCGAAAUCUGAAGCAGAUUGUGGACACGCUAACUGAUAUGUACUAUUUAGGUUGUGAACCACUCACAGAAUGGGAAUAUUUGCCACCAGUUGGUCCUCGGCCCACCAAGGGGUUUGUGGGUCUGAAAAAUGCAGGUGCAACUUGCUACAUGAACUCCGUGAUCCAGCAGCUCUACAUGAUUCCUCCCAUCAGAAACGGCAUCUUGGCCAUUGAAGGCACAGGCAGUGAUGUGGAUGACGAUAUGUCUGGAGACGAGAAGCAAGAUAAUGAGAGCAAUGUGGAUCCUCGUGAUGAGGUGUUUGGCUAUCAGCACCAAUUUGAUGAUAAACCCUCUCUCAGUAAGUCAGAGGACAGGAAGGAAUACAACAUUGGGGUUCUUCGCCAAUUGCAGGUCAUCUUUGGACACUUGGCUUCCUCCAGGUUGCAAUAUUAUGUGCCUAGAGGAUUCUGGAAGCAAUUUCGGCUGUGGGGAGAGCCAGUCAAUCUGAGGGAGCAGCAUGACGCCCUAGAGUUCUUCAACUCACUGGUUGACAGUUUAGAUGAAGCUUUGAAAGCAUUGGGUCACCCUGCCAUGCUGAGCAAAGUGCUGGGCGGCUCUUUCGCUGACCAGAAAAUAUGUCAGGGCUGUCCUCACAGAUAUGAAUGUGAGGAAUCGUUUACGACGUUGAAUGUAGAUAUCAGAAACCAUCAAAAUCUGCUCGAUUCUAUGGAACAGUAUGUGAAAGGGGACUUGCUUGAAGGUGCAAAUGCCUACCACUGUGAAAAAUGCAACAAGAAGGUGGACACAGUGAAGCGUUUACUCAUUAAGAAGCUUCCUCCAGUGCUGGCCAUCCAAUUGAAACGGUUUGAUUAUGACUGGGAACGAGAGUGUGCCAUCAAGUUCAAUGACUACUUUGAGUUUCCACGAGAGUUGGACAUGGAACCCUAUACAGUCGCAGGAGUAGCUAAGCUGGAAGGGUCAGAUGUGCACCCAGAAAACCAGCAGCAGGUGAUCCAGCAGAAUGAGCCGUCAGAGCCGGAGCCGCCCUGCAGCUCUCGCUAUCGUUUGGUGGGAGUGCUGGUCCACUCAGGCCAGGCUAGUGGAGGUCAUUAUUACUCCUACAUCAUUCAGAGGAAUGGCAGCGGCGGGGAGGGAGAAAGAAACCGCUGGUACAAGUUUGAUGAUGGUGACGUCACCGAGUGCAAGAUGGAUGACGAUGAGGAGAUGAAGAACCAAUGCUUUGGAGGAGAGUACAUGGGUGAGGUUUUCGACCACAUGAUGAAGCGCAUGUCUUACAGACGACAGAAACGCUGGUGGAACGCUUAUAUCCUGUUUUAUGAGCGGAUGGACACAUUGGAUAAAGACAGCGAGCUGGUCAAAUACAUCACUGAGCUCACAGUGAGCAGCAAACCUCAUCAGGUGAAGAUGCCCUCUGCUAUCGAACGCAGCGUGCGCAAACAAAAUGUGCAGUUUAUGCACAACCGCAUGCAGUACAGCUUGGAGUACUUCCAAUUCAUCAGGAAACUGCUGACCUGUAACAGUGUCUACUUGAACUCACCGCCAGGUCAAGACCACCUUUUGCCUGAAGCAGAAGAGAUGGCUAUGAUCAGUAUACAGCUCGCUGCUAAAUUUCUCUUCAGUACUGGAUUCCACACCAAGAAAAUAGUCCGUGGACCAGCUAGUGAUUGGUAUGAUGCUCUGUGCAUUUUGCUGAGACACAGUAAGAAUGUGCGUUACUGGUUUGCACACAACGUCCUCUUUGCAUAUCCGAAUCGUUUCUCCGAGUACCUGCUUGAGUGCCCCAGUGCAGAGGUUCGAGGGGCCUUCUCCAAACUCAUCGUAUUCAUUGCACAUUUCUCCCUGCAAGAUGGACCCUGCCCCACACCGAUUGCCUCGCCUGGACCUUCAAGUCAGGGCUGUGAUAAUUUGAGUUUAAGUGAGCACUUGUUCCGUGCUGUGCUUAAUCUUCUUCGAAGGGAAGUGUCUGAACAUGGCCGUCACCUGCAGCAGUACUUUAACCUUUUCGUCAUGUAUGCCAACCUUGGCUUGGCAGAGAAGACGCAGCUUUUGAAGCUUGGGGUACCAGCCACCUUCAUGCUUGUGGCACUGGAUGAGGGUCCGGGCCCUCCAAUUAAGUACCAGUAUGCUGAGCUGGGCAAGCUCUAUACUGUUGUCUCACAGCUAGUUCGCUGCUGUGAUGUGACAUCACGCAUGCAGUCCUCAAUCAAUGGUAACCCUCCAUUGGCCAACCCAUAUGGAGACCCCAACACCACCACUCCCAUCAUGCCUCUGCAGCAGUUGGUGGUGGACAUCCUGUUUGUUCGCACCAGUUAUGUGAAGAAGAUUAUCGAGGACUGCAGUAACUCGGAGGACACUAUCAAACUGCUGAGAUUCUGCUGUUGGGAGAACCCUCAGUUUUCCUCCACUGUGCUUAGUGAACUACUGUGGCAGGUGGCAUAUUCAUACACGUAUGAGUUAAGGCCUUACCUGGACUUGCUCCUUCAAAUCUUGUUUAUUGAGGACUCAUGGCAGACUCACAGAAUCCACAAUGUUCUGAAGGGAAUUCCUGAUGACCGCGAUGGGCUUUUUGACACCAUUCAGCGCUCCAAAAACCACUACCAAAAGAGGGCUUAUCAGUGCAUCAAAUGCAUGGUGGCUCUUUUCAGCAACUGCUCAGUGGCCUAUCAGAUUCUCCAGAGUAAUGGAGAUCUAAAGAGGAAGUGGACCUGGGCAGUGGAGUGGCUCGGUGAUGAGUUGGAACGGAGACCUUACACUGGCAACACUCAGUACACCUACAACAACUGGUCCCCUCCUGUACAGAGCAAUGAAACCUCCAACGGAUACUUUCUGGAGCGCUCACACAGUGCCCGGAUGACCUUAGCCAAGGCCUGUGAGUUGUGCCCAGAAGAGUGUCACUUAACGAAGCACGAGGUGGUUUCUGAAGAGGACGCUGGCCGGAACCCGUCCUCCACACAGCAGCUUUUGCCAGGGGAAGUGACAGGCCCACAACAGCACACCGAGCCUGAUGAGCAGGAGGCCCUCGAUGAGCAGGACCCUUCUCCACCAGAGGACACAUCUCUCUACCCUCACUCUCCAGGCAGCAAGUUUCAACAGCAGAAUAACCUCCCACAUACGCAGCCGUACACUGGCCCCGCCGCACAGCACGUCAACAACCCUCAGCGUCCAGGCCCACGAGCACAAGAGAACUGGGAGCCCCCCGAGGAGACGCCUCAGCCCAGCCAGACUAAAGACUAACAGCACGCUGUCCCACUGUCCUCCAUCUGAGAUCUCCAGCAGGAGUCUCCAGUCCAGAGCAAGACCAGGCCCCUCCAUCCUGCUCCACUCCAGAACAUCCAGCUUCCCUCAAUCUCUAACCCUGGAGCGGAGCAUUAACUGUCAAAAGUCUAACUCGCGGUGGACUCUGCAUAUUGUUUGUAAUAAUAAACCGGGCCUGACGCACUUGUCUCGUGACAGAGGUGUACAUACUAUGUUAAUGUUUUGACUGUUCAAAAGCAACAGCGCGUGUGAUGCUGUUGAGAGACUGCAGAUUUAUCAAAACCAACUGAAAAAAACAAAAAAAAAACUACAAAAAAAAGAUACAAAUACUACGGUGAAAGACAAAAAAAAAAAUCCCUGUUUUAUCCCAUGCUCAGUAGUAAGGUUUGGGCCGUUUGGGUCAUUCUGCUUUUGAUCAUACAUUAUAUUCAUGUCAAAGCUUAACCGGCUGUGGCGCCUCGUGAGCGAGAGUUGGCCAUAGUUUGUGAACGAUGGGACGGUUGGGUGAUGAUCUUGACGUUUCGUUGAUGUGAAUGGGGUGCUGAUGCAACUUUAUUCUGGAAAUUCCUAUUGCCUUUUUUUUCUUUCUUUCUUUUUCUGGUAAUAAUUCAAUAAUUUGAAGACUCCAGCUGACACGCUGUAACAUCUUAGCAUGGCUUCACAUCAAACUAGUAUAGCCGAAGGCAGUUCCGCCAUUAUUAUUUCUUUUUUUGGUCCACAGCAACCUGGAAGAACCUUUCUGUUUGGUCCUCCUUCCUUCCAUACGCUCUUCUAGAUUUGAUGUUUUCGAAGCAAUGUAAGAAAUAAGUGGCUUUACAAUUGCACACGUUUCCUCGGAUAAAUAUUUGGCUGUUGCUUUGUUUGGUGGGAUAAACGCUUAGGUUUUGACGAUAGGAAUUUUAGAACGAGAGAAAAUAUAUGCAACAGUUUCUGCCUGGAGCAUUAGUGGACAGAACUCGUUUGGCUUAUUUGUCUUGACGGUUUCGUCAGACAGAUGAACUCCUGGCAGUUUUAGAUGGCCGCCCGACUUCGUGAUCCCUGUUCACAUUCGUGUAUUCAAAUAGAGGCCUGUUCUGGGGAUUCUUCAUUUAAGGAGAGUGAACAUAAAAGCAGGGUUGUACCAUAAAAUAAAAAAUAACUGCUGGUUAGUCAUGUUGCAACUUCAGUUAGUAAAGUCUCUUGGAUUUAAAGGAGUAAAACAUCGGUAGAUACUGUAUGUAUUUAAUUGGUAACUUGAAUGCUUUUUUUUCCUCGGAUUUUGUUGGAAAAAUACCAAAUACUCCUGCAAAUGAAAAUAUUCUGCCCAUCAUAUAUUUAAAUAUUUUGCUGUUUUAUUUUAUAGAAUUUAUUUUGUUGUAUUUCACUAAAAGAAAAAUAGAAUUUGAUUUAAGAGGAACAUUUUUGUCCUUGUGUUAUUUUUAAAGAUUAUUGACUGUACAGAGUUCUUCGCCCUGUUUUUUGCCGACUUUUGUUUUGGCCAUGAUGUGACGCUGAAUUCUGAAGCCACAGUCACAACGUUGACUUUCACUUUGUGAGGUUUUUGUGCACAGAAAUAUUAGAGAAAAGCAUUGCGCCCUUCGAGAAUAAAGAAAAGAAAUCUGGAAACAA
Molecule: messenger RNA, 8523 nt
Organism: Danio aesculapii
Lineage: Eukaryota; Metazoa; Chordata; Actinopteri; Cypriniformes; Danionidae
Gene: usp9
Product: ubiquitin specific peptidase 9
Exons: 40
Coding region: 274-6894 (2206 amino acids)
Biological process (GO): protein deubiquitination; cell migration
Cellular component (GO): nucleus; cytosol
Molecular function (GO): cysteine-type endopeptidase activity; cysteine-type deubiquitinase activity
Source: RefSeq, a predicted model, not a curated record